ACCUCCGAGCCCCAGCAGAGUCCCUGGGCGUGUGAACGCGGACAGGUGGCCUGGCUCUUGGUUUCCCCGACCCUCUCCCUUCUCCCUCUCUUCUAACGCGGCCCCCGCACCGGAAAGCCAUCUAGCUCCUUAGAGGCAAACUGACGACAGCGGAAGCCUAAUCCCACUGUUUGGGCUGGGCUGGAGCUAGCUGUCUCUCCGCCCUGAGGGUUGCGCCCGAGAGGUGGGUCAGUCUGGACAGCUGGGCGCCGGGGCCACAGUCUCCGCUCGGCGUGCUCUGAGCCGGAGGGGACCCCGCAGCUGCCCGUCGCCGCCCGACUCGCCGGGAGAGGCCGCCAGGCGCCUGAAGAGUGCGGGCAGGUGCGGGGAGAGCGUUGCGCGGCGGCGGCGACCAUGUCUGCGCGCUGCUGUGCCGGCCAGUUGGCCUGUUGCUGUGGUACUGCUGGAUGUUCCCUUUGCUGUAGCUGUUUCCCAAAGAUAAAACAAUCGACCAGCACCCGCUUUAUGUAUGCCUUGUACUUCAUCUUGGUGGCUCUCAUCUCUUGCAUCAUGAUGUCAGAAACCGUAGCAAAACAAAUGAAAGAACAUAUUUAUUUUUAUGAAACAGUAUGUCAACAUAUUCAAGCAGGUGACUCCUGUGAGAAGCUGGUGGGCUACUCUGCGGUUUAUCGAGUAUGUUUUGGAACAGCGUGUUUCUUUUUCAUCUUCUUUUUACUCACAAUUAACAUCAACAAUAGCAAAACCUGUCGUGCCUACAUCCACAAUGGAUUUUGGUUUAUUAAACUUCUCAUCUUGGCAGGAAUGUGUUCAGGAGCCUUUUUCAUUCCCGAUCAAGAUACCUUUCUUAAAGCAUGGCGUUAUGUUGGUGCAACAGGAGGCUUCCUCUUCAUCAUCAUUCAGCUUAUCCUCCUUGUAGAAUUUGCACACAAAUGGAAUAAAAACUGGACAUCUGGUACAAAGCACAAUCAACUUUGGUACGGCUCCUUAGCUCUUGUAACUCUCGUAUUGUAUUCCGUGGCUGUUGGAGCUCUAGCUGUGAUGGCUGUCUUUUAUACCAGUGCUGAUGGCUGUACAUUUAACAAGAUCCUGCUUGGCAUCAAUGGCGGCUUGUGCUUGCUUAUUUCAAUGGUAGCCAUUUCACCUUGUGUCCAAAACCGUCAGCCUCAUUCUGGCUUGUUGCAGUCAGGUAUUAUCAGCUGCUAUGUCAUGUACCUCACUUUCUCAUCCCUUUCAAGCAAACCUCCAGAAAUCAUCCUAGAUGAGAAUCAAAAUAAUAAAACAAUCUGUGCGCCUGACUUUGGCCAAGGGCUGCAAACAGAUGAAAAUUUGGUGACUGGGCUGGGAACUACAAUUUUAUUCUGUUGUAUUUUAUAUUCCUGUUUGACCUCAACAACACGAGCAAGCUCUGAAGCACUCAGAGGGAUAUAUGUUACACCUGAAACUGAAAUAGCUCGCUGCUGUUUCUGCUGUGCUCCUGAUGGAGUUGCUGAAGUUGAAGAGCAUAUUGGGAGAAAAGGCGGUCAGAGAGUAAUUUAUGAUGAAAAGAAAGGAACAGUAUACAGCUAUGCUUAUUUCCACUUUGUAUUCUUCCUGGCGUCUCUUUACGUGAUGAUGACUGUUACCCAUUGGUUCCAUUACGAAAAUGCUGCAAUUGAAAAAUUCUUCGUUGGAACCUGGUCCAUUUUCUGGAUUAAAAUGGCUUCUUGCUGGGUGUGUGUCCUUCUCUACCUAUGGACACUCCUAGCACCUCUCUGCUGCCCAACCAGAGGAUUCUACGUUUGAAACUGCUUCUGUUAUAACUCCAUUGAUUUAAUAAAUCACAAAGUUAUCUGUAUAAUCAUUUUCCUAACGUUGAUGGUUAGGACAGUGUUUCUCUCAUGGAACACUUACAUUUUGAGACAGUUUUUUUAAAAAUAUUUUUAUUAUUAUUAUCAGAAUUUCAAGGACACUGAAAAAAACAUAUCUUAGUUCAAUAUGGCAAAUCAGCUGGAUCUUAAAUAUAUGCGCAUAUGUGUUUGGUAUUCUAUAAUAAGCAAUACACAACCCUUUUAUUUAGAUUUAUGAAAAAGAGUUUAACACUUCACUAGAUGAAAUGUCACAUUUGGUGGGAAGAGUAUGAGGUCAGGAAGGUUUUUAUUCUGUAAUAGAUCUCAUAGUAAAUUAUUACAAAUCUGGAUUGUGAAUGAGAAAGAUUUGUGGGUAUAAAAAUAUUUAUUUAUAUUAAUGAAAAGCACCUUUUAUGAAUUAGUUGGGUGACAAAACAUGGAACCUGAAAAUUUGACUGGGAUGUGCAACACUGUAAAUGUUGGUGCAAUUAAUUAACUGUUAUGAGCCACUGUGGGGAGUAUAUGCAUUUAUCAAAGUAUUCAGUUAUGAAUAGUGGACAACAAAAUAAGAAUUCUAUCUUAUCAAAGAAUAUUUUUAAUAGGCCUGUGAAUUUUUUUUCUUUUAUCUUUCCUGCAUCUCUUCCGUUUCAUCCUUAAAUGCCAUAUAUUUCAAUGCACUCAUAUUUAAAUUCAAUAGUAGAUAAAUUAGGAAAAAGCAGUUGAAUUCAAAGUAAUUUUAUUAUCAUAGCUUGAACUGUAUUUUCAGUGGUAAUAAAGAUUUUUCAUUUCCAAUUCCUAAUUUGGCAUAAGAGUUUUUUUCCCAUGCCUAUCAAGUUUCAUUUGGAGAUUCCAGUCCAAACAUGCUUCUUAAUCAGGAAGCAAGAACCGUGAAAUACACCAGAACUAGGUUCAGAUUAAACAUAUUUAGGAUUACACUGCAAUCGUAAAUUUAAGAAUUAGCUUACGAAGAAACAGGCAUUACUACUUUCUUUUGAUUUAUCUGUGGAAGCUCAAUUCCCAUGUGCUGGAAAAGUUACACUAGAAUUAGUAGGCUGAUGCUGUCUUGCUUUAUUUUUUUGUGAAUUACAUUAAUUACAACAGCUGCUUCCAUUUAAUAUUUCUGAUAAAUGGAAAACCAACCACGAUGAUAACGAAGUGCCUGUUUUCAACGCUAAGCAGAUUAAUGAAGUUGCAAUAUUUUAACAUCAGAAACUAAUAAUUUGUGUUACUAUUUUUAUUUACUGCAUUUUCAUGUUGGGAUAGUUCUUCAUAUGCAAUUCUUUUUUAAUUUUUUUAAAACUUUUGAUACAGUGUUGACCUUUUGUAAAUAUCCAGGGAUAUGUAUAUGUUACAGUUUUUACUUGCAUGCAAUGUAAGUCUGUAUUGGGGGAAGUUAAUGGUUGAGACUUUGAGAUGAAUCCAUAGUACAAGUCAAGCAACUGGUGUUUUUAAAGUGUUUUGUUGGAGUUUUCAAGAAUAAUUUCAUAUUCAAAAAUAUUAUAGCUGUAAUUCCUUGAUCAAUAAACUUGAGUUUGUUAAAAAUUUCAA
Molecule: messenger RNA, 3374 nt
Organism: Thamnophis sirtalis
Lineage: Eukaryota; Metazoa; Chordata; Lepidosauria; Squamata; Natricidae
Gene: SERINC5
Product: serine incorporator 5
Cellular component (GO): membrane
Source: RefSeq, a predicted model, not a curated record